AUGAAGGAUAGAAAGCAGUUUAGUCAAACUAGAGACUUAAGAACUAUUUCAACAUCACCUUUCACAGCAACCCAUGCCAGAACAUUAAUGCCAAUUUCAAGUGCUGGAUAAAAUUCUCCACAACUAAAUUAGGCCUAAUCAAUGAAGGUGUUUACAGCAUUUAACCCAGACAGACUAGCUCCAAUUCAAAAAACAUAUGGGUAAUCACGCCCCUUUCUAUUUCCUCCAAAGAAAUACAAGGGAUUCAAGAUUGCAAAUACUGGUGUUGAUCCUCAUGGUGGUUUAGUAGACUUUAUUAAAAGGGAUAUUAUCAAGAAUAUUGAUGUUCAUAGAAAUAACUAAGAAAAGGAGGAAAUGAGAGACAUGCGUCAAACUUAGUUUGGAACUUUGAAGAAUAAAUGGGCAAUAGGCUGCACUAAGAAUACUGCUACUAAAGUUGAUACUGAGGGGUUUUUACUCCCUUAGUUCUAGAGUUCUAUGAAAAGAUCAAGCUCCCAGAUAUAGCCUAUCAGACUCAAAACAGAUAUUAUAAGUUUCAGGCCUCCAGAGAAGUAAGUUGAGCAUUAAAAAGCCUAUGACUUAAUGGUAACAAGCCCUAAGUAUAAUUUUCAUUCUGAGACAUCUCAAGGAUGGAUAGAGAGAUAAUAUGAGAAUAAGAGCAUAGUUAACAGAAGCAGUGUUAACCAUAAUAUAAUUACCCAUUCAGAGAACGGCAACAGUGGCAAGCUCCACGUUGGUACUCUUAAUAGUAAGAUUUUAUUCAGAAAGAAAGCAGUUUGUGACUUUGCUAAUGAAGCUAUACCUUAAGCUAUUCAUAUUAAUAAUGACUAUAAUUCAGCUUUUCUAAAAGAACCUGGUCUGUUCAAGAAAUAUACAGGUAUGUGCGUUAAUACUUAUGAUUCAGCACAUAGAUUCGGAAUUGAUAAGCCCUUUAAAGUUUGA
This is a messenger RNA of Stylonychia lemnae, 942 nucleotides long. Lineage: Eukaryota; Ciliophora; Spirotrichea; Sporadotrichida; Oxytrichidae. The record is from the annotation of a GenBank genome assembly.